AUGGGAAGCCUCUCAUACAAUAAUUCGCCAGACCUUGGCUGGGUCGUCCAGAAGUUCGGUGGUACCAGCGUGGGCAAGUUCCCCGACAAGAUUGCAAAAGACAUCGUCAGAGCCACCUUGUCUCAAAACAGAGUCAUCGUAGUAUGCUCUGCGAGAAGCACAGGCAAGAAGGCAGAGGGUACCACCAGCAGACUUCUGGCCGUCUAUGUCAAGUUGAGAGGUGUCGGUGCUGCUAUAUGCUCUGACGAAGAGCAGCAGAACGAAUUGGUUGAGCAAGCACGCGGAUUGAUGCUCGAUAUUUGCAACGACCAUGUCUUUGCCGCUGAAUCAUUCAUCAAGGACCAAAAUCUUCGUGAGACGCUCAUCCAGACCGUCAAGGAUGAGUGUCAGGAGCUGGUUGAGUACAUCGUGGCUGCUAAGCGAUUCAACCUCGAAAUCAACUCAAGAGCAAAGGACCGUGUCAUCAGCUUUGGCGAGAAGUUGAGUUGUCGAUUCAUGACGACUCUUUUGCAGGAUGUGGGAGUCGAAUCUGAAUAUGUCGAUCUCUGCGACGCAUUCCACUAUGACGCCGCAGGCCGUCUCGAUGACAGAUUCUACCGUACAGCUACUGAGGCUUUUACCCGCAAGAUUGCUGCUUGUGAGAACCGCGUCCCGGUCGUCACUGGAUUCUUUGGAAAUGUCCCCGGCAGUCUCAUUGACGGCGACAUUGGACGUGGCUACACCGAUCUUUGUGCCGCUCUUCUCUCUGUGGGCGUCAAGGCUGAGGAGCUGCAAGUCUGGAAGGAGGUCGAUGGUAUCUUCUCAGCCGACCCCUCAAAGGUUCCCACAGCACGCCUCCUCUCAUCCAUCACCCCCUCGGAAGCAGCUGAGUUGACUUUCUACGGCUCAGAGGUCAUUCACCAUCUUACCAUGGACCAAGUCAUCCGCGCCGAGCCUCCUAUUCCUAUUCGUAUAAAGAACGUCAAGAACCCCCGUGGUAACGGCACCAUUGUUGUUCCUGAUCGUAUGCGCUCUGCUAGUCAUCAGCUUACUCGCGGUUCUCCCACCCCCAAGACUGAGGCAGAACACCGAAAGCCCAAGCGUCCUACUGCCGUUACCAUCAAGGACCAUAUCAGUGUCAUUAACGUACACUCUAACAAGAGAUCCAUCUCACACGGUUUCUUCGCUCGUGUCUUCUCUAUUCUCAACCAUUACUCCAUCUCCGUCGAUCUUAUCUCUACCUCUGAGGUGCACGUUUCCAUGGCCAUUCAUGCUAGCAGCCAGCAGGUCGAGGCUUUCGCUAAUGCGGCCGCGGAGCUUGCUGAUUGCGGCGAUGUAAGUAUCCUCACCGACAUGGCAAUUCUGAGUUUGGUUGGUGCCGAGAUGAAGAACAUGGUUGGUAUCGCAGGACGCAUGUUCUCUACUCUUGGUGAGCACAACGUCAACCUCGAGAUGAUUUCACAAGGUGCUAGCGAGAUCAACAUCUCUUGUGUGAUAAGUGCACGGGAUGCCACUCGCGCUAUGAACGUGUUGCAUACCCAUCUUUUCACUUUUCUCGAGUAA
Molecule: messenger RNA, 1542 nt
Organism: Fusarium pseudograminearum CS3096
Lineage: Eukaryota; Fungi; Ascomycota; Sordariomycetes; Hypocreales; Nectriaceae
Exons: 6
Coding region: 1-1542 (513 amino acids)
Molecular function (GO): aspartate kinase activity
Source: RefSeq, a predicted model, not a curated record